CAACACUUGUUAGUUGUUACUUGUUAAGACUUUCACAUGCAUAUAUAUAAUAACUUGUUUCCUCCUCCUUCUAAACACCAUUUUCCGGCUAUUAUUUUUUAUUUUCCGGCGAGUGUGACUGCUCAUUUUUAACAACCAAGUUAUGGAGACAGGCGGGGACGGAAGGCUUGAGGUUGCGAAAAUCCUUGCCGCCGCGAAGCCUGAAAGCGUUGUUCCGAGGUUGGAAUUGACCGGAUCCGGCCAUGUUGGAAAGUUUGAAACAUUUGCUCAUUAUGUUGCAAGGCAACUUGGAUUUAGAGAUGAAAAGGAGUGUCCAAAAUUGAGUAAAUUAGCAUCAGAAUAUGCGAAAAGCUCGAAAGCUAAUUUUAAAGAUGACAUGCGUGUGUAUUUUUCGAACGAAAAAGAAGUGGAAACAUUGUGUCAAAAGCUUGAUGAAGAGCUUCAAAGAUGCAUUCUUGGGUAUUUUGCAUUUCAUUGGGGCCAGGCUUCUCUUAUGAUCAAUCAGGUGUUGAGUGAUGGAACCGAGGAGAGGAGGCUUAAAGACGUGUUCUUGAAGGGUACAAGAGAGCAAAGAUUUGAGAGGGUUACAAAGGACUUAAAAGUGACAAGGAAAAUCGCAAUAAUUCUGGAGGAAAUGAAAGUGAUAGGUGCUAACUCCCCUAAAAAUGGCGAUGGCAAUGCCGCCUUCACGGAGGUGUUGGGGCCGGUGGCUCAUAGCGACAGAAGCCCGGUGCUUCUCUUCAUGGGUGGUGGAAUGGGCGCUGGCAAGAGCACCGUGCUAAAAGAAAUCCUUAAAGACGCAUUUUGGUCGGGUGCUGCGGAAAAUGCGGUGGUGGUGGAAGCCGAUGCUUUCAAGGAGACCGAUGUGAUUUACCAAGCAUUGAACUCAAAGGGUCAUCACAAUGACAUGCUUCAAACCGCCGAAUUGGUGCAUCAAACAUCUACGGAUGCGGCUUCAUCAGUAUUAGUAACAGCGUUAAAUGAAGGGAGAGAUGUGAUCAUGGACGGGACAUUGUCAUGGGAACCAUACGUUGAACAAACAAUUGCAAUGGCGAGAACCAUUCAUAAGCAUCGUUAUCGCAUGGGCGUCGGCUACAAGGUCUCAGAAGAUGGAACCGUCACCGAAAAUUAUUGGGAAAAGGUAGAAGAUGAGGUUAAAGCAAAGAAACCUUACAGAAUUGAGUUGGUUGGAGUUGUUUGUGACCCCUUUCUUGCAGUUACAAGAGGAAUUAGGAGGGCUUUAGCAAUAAACAGAGCGGUGAGGGUUAAUUCACAAUUGAAAUCACACAAGAGAUUUGCAAAUGCAUUUCCAAAGUAUUGUGGUCUUGUUGACAAUGCAAAGCUCUAUUGCACCAAUGGUAUAGGAGUUCCUCCAACUUUAAUCGGAUUUAAAGAUGGUAGUAGCAAUCUACUUGUUGAUCCAGUUCAAAUCAAAUGCUUGGAAGCAUUAAGAGAAAUUAACGAUCAAGCGGAUUCCAUAUACGAGCUUUAUGCAGACCACAAAAUGUUAACUGAUAAUAACUCGGUGUGGAAAGUACUUGUCUUAAAGACGAACAGAAUCGAAAGUCAACGUGAUUUGAAAUUUGUGAUUGACAAAAUCGAAAAGUCAAAAGCUUAACAUGUAUUCUCGAAGCUUAAUAUGGAUUUGUCGAAUGCGUAUUUGCAAUAAUAAUGUAUUUAAGCCACUUCCUCUAA
Molecule: messenger RNA, 1695 nt
Organism: Helianthus annuus (common sunflower)
Lineage: Eukaryota; Viridiplantae; Streptophyta; Magnoliopsida; Asterales; Asteraceae
Exons: 9
Coding region: 143-1618 (491 amino acids)
Molecular function (GO): kinase activity; ATP binding
Source: RefSeq, a predicted model, not a curated record